AUGUUUCUGGCAGGAGGGUUCUCGCGACUGGCCAUUGACGCACGGAAUGCAGGGCAUACCUCCCGCGCGGACUCGUUCGGUGCGGCCGCAGCUUCAAUGGUGUUUAUCUUUACCUCGGUAUUCGGAGCCACAUGGUUGACAGUCCCCUGGAUCUACCCAGCAGAGAUCUAUCCCUUGGCGGUACGAGCGCGCGGCAACGCCUGGGGCGUAGUAGGCUGGAGUAUCGGCAACGGAUGGCUGACCCUCCUCUGCCCCGUAAUGUUCGAAUCCAUCGGCGAAAAAACCCUGUACGUCUUCGCCGCCAGCAACGUAAUCACCAUCCCGAUGGUGUGGGCGCUGUAUCCCGAAAGCAACCAGCGCACGCUGGAAGAUAUGGAUCUGCUCUUUGCGGCGGAGACGCCGUGGGUGUGGGAUGCGGAGCGGACGUUUGCGCGUCUGAAGGCGGAGAAUCCGGGGUUCGUGGAUGCGGCGAGUCGCAAGAAUAGUGUUUUGGAUGCGGAGGUGGGGAUGGUGCAUGAGGAGGUUGCUGUUCCUGCUAGAUGA
Aspergillus melleus is the source of this 543-nucleotide messenger RNA. RefSeq lists its product as uncharacterized. Gene Ontology annotation, molecular function: carbohydrate:proton symporter activity. The transcript is spliced from 3 exons. The coding region runs from base 1 to 543 and encodes 180 amino acids. Lineage: Eukaryota; Fungi; Ascomycota; Eurotiomycetes; Eurotiales; Aspergillaceae. Gene Ontology annotation, cellular component: membrane. The record is from RefSeq and is a predicted model, not a curated record. Gene Ontology annotation, biological process: carbohydrate transport; transmembrane transport.